AUGGUCAAGGGCAUAGUCACGGGCAUAGUCAAGGGCACGAGCGACUUCGCCGGUAGCGUUGACCUUGUCGUUGUUGUCACUACAGUUGUCAAUGUUGCUGAUGUCGAUGCCAAUGUCGAUGCAGACGUUCGAUGUGAACAUCAUCACGCCCUUUCCAACCUGUCCAACCAGUACUUCGUUCCCCUGACGAUAGAUAGAUCGAUCGACCGAUCUGCCACGGGCCACGCCAUGGCUGUCAAGAACAUGCUCCAGACGGGCCAUUUGCUGAACGCCUUCACCCGGAAAUGGGGUAAUGGGAUUAUCUUGUUACUUCCCCCCGGCUUCGACAAGUUGUCAGUUUCCAUAUUCUAUCUAUUAUUGUUCUACUAUAUCCGUGCGACUAACAACACAUAG
Molecule: messenger RNA, 393 nt
Organism: Fonsecaea monophora
Lineage: Eukaryota; Fungi; Ascomycota; Eurotiomycetes; Chaetothyriales; Herpotrichiellaceae
Exons: 2
Coding region: 1-393 (130 amino acids)
Source: RefSeq, a predicted model, not a curated record